AUGUACCAGUUUAAGGUAAACACUACUCUGGUCGCUGAAUUUGUUCUCUUGGGAUUUCAGAAUUUACACGGUCUGCAAUGCUUAAUCUUCCUCCUUGUUCUGAUGAUGUACUGCAUGACAAUAUGCGGGAACCUCAUGAUCAUCUCAUUAGUGUCCUACAGUAAGAACCUCCAGUCCCCCAUGUACUUCUUCCUGACACAGCUGUCCCUAUCUGACAUCUUACUGACAACGGACAUUGUGCCUAACAUGCUUCGCAUUGUCCUACAUGGGGUGACUACUAUAUCUUUCAAGGGGUGCAUUACCCAGUUUUAUUUCUUCUCAUUUUCAGAAUGUCUACAGUGUCUUCUUCUGACGGUGAUGUCUUAUGACAGAUAUUUAGCCAUAUGUAAACCAUUAAGUUAUAUCUCUGUAAUGAACAGUAUGUUAUGCCUGAUAUUAAUUAUUAUGUCUUGGUUAUUAAGCAUUUCUAUAUCACUGAUUAACACAGUGUCUUUAGGUUCCUUGCAGUUUUGUGGACCAAACAUCAUCGAUCAUUUCUUCUGUGAUUACACACCCUUAAUAAAACUAUCUUGCUCAGAUACAUUCAUUGUGAAACUAGAAGUCACUCUUCUAAGCUUUCCUGUAAUUGUCUUCCCAUUUUUAAUGAUCACUGUAUCCUACGCUCGAAUUAUCUUGGUUAUACUAAGAAUCCCAUCUGUUAAUGGGAGGCAGAAAGCCUUCUCCACCUGCAGCUCCCACCUGACCGUUGUGUUCACUUAUUACAUCACACUAAUAUCUAUGUAUGGUCUUCCAGCAAGAGGACCAUCACUGUACUCAAGCAAAGUCACUUCAUUGCUCUAUACAAUGGCUAUUCCAUUAUUCAAUCCAAUCAUUUACAGCUUGAGAAAUAAAGACAUGAAGGUUGCUUUACUAAAGGCUAUUGAUAGUUCCAUGGAAUGUUAUUCUAAUAUGUUUUGA
Messenger RNA from Pseudophryne corroboree (corroboree frog), 957 nucleotides. RefSeq names its product olfactory receptor 1468-like. Lineage: Eukaryota; Metazoa; Chordata; Amphibia; Anura; Myobatrachidae. The coding region runs from base 1 to 957 and encodes 318 amino acids. Gene Ontology annotation, biological process: G protein-coupled receptor signaling pathway. The transcript has 2 exons. The record is from RefSeq and is a predicted model, not a curated record. Gene Ontology annotation, molecular function: olfactory receptor activity; G protein-coupled receptor activity. Gene Ontology annotation, cellular component: membrane.